AAUUAAUGGAUAAUUAAGAGGAGAAAUAGUAAGAAUAAGAGAAAGAGUAAUUAGUUGAAGAAUAGGAUGAGAAAUAGGGAGAACAAUUAAGUAAAAACUAAAAAAGGAAUUAAAAGAAAAAGGAGAAAAAGAAAAAGUUAAAGGAGUAGAAUCAAGAGAUCAUUUAAUAAGUAGAGGAAGAAAUAAAAGCAAAAUUGAAUUUGAGUGAUGCUGAAUAAACAGAUCUUGAAAUAGCAUGGUGCAUAAAGCAAAUAAAAUUAGGAUUGUCAUAAAAAUUGACACCUGAAGAGAGUAAUAAAAUAUGAGAUUUUUUGAAUAGUAAAAAUAUCUAUGUCUAUGAUUGAAUUAUUGGAAAGUGACUAAGUUCCAUUAGUGAAGAAGAGAAUGGCGAUGAAAUCAAGCUUUGGAGAUUAUAGAAAACUAAUGAAAUAAUAUAAAUGA
This is a messenger RNA of Paramecium sonneborni, 441 nucleotides long. NCBI's taxonomy places the organism in Eukaryota, Ciliophora, Oligohymenophorea, Peniculida, Parameciidae. The record is from the annotation of a GenBank genome assembly.